AUGAUCAGUCUCACAGACCUCUACCAUGUUCUCACCGCUGUGGUACCACUCUACGUGGCCAUGAUUUUGGCUUAUGGUUCAGUCAAAUGGUGGAAAAUCUUUAGCCCUGACCAAUGUUCAGGGAUCAACAGAUUUGUUGCUCUAUUUGCAGUACCGUUGCUUUCUUUUCACUUCAUUUCCUCCAACAACCCCUACGCUAUGAACUACAGGUUCAUUGCAGCAGAUACUCUCCAAAAAAUUAUAGUCUUGGUUGUCUUAGCUAUUUGGUCAAGAGUUAGCUCUAGAGGCUCUCUUGAAUGGUCCAUCACUUUGUUUUCACUCUCUACCCUUCCUAACACUCUUGUUAUGGGUAUUCCUUUGUUGAAGGGUAUGUAUGGAAACGACUCAGGGACUCUUAUGGUCCAAAUAGUUGUUCUUCAAUGCAUAAUAUGGUACACAUUGAUGCUGUUCUUGUUUGAGUAUAGAGGAGCUAGAAUAUUGAUUGGUGAACAGUUUCCUGAUACUGCUGGCUCUAUAAUAUCAUUCAGGGUUGACUCUGAUAUUCUUUCUUUAGACGGUAGGGAGCCAUUGCAAACUGAUGCCGAAGUUGGUGAAGAUGGGAAGUUACAUGUUACUGUUAGGAAAUCAACUAGUUCAAGAUCGGAAGUCUUUUCUCGGAUGUCUCAUGGUCUGAACUCAGGCCUUUCCAUGACUCCUAGGCCAUCUAACUUAACCAAUGCAGAGAUAUAUUCCCUUCAGUCUUCAAGAAAUCCGACCCCAAGAGCAUCCAGUUUUAACCAUACUGAUUUUUAUUCCAUGGUUAAUGGCAAGAAUGCAAGCAAUGCCAGUCCAAGACAUUCUAACUUCAGUAACUUGCAAUUCGAUGAAGAAAGUGGAGGACUUGGAGUGUUUGGUAAUGUUCCAAGAGCAAACGGAAGUGCUUAUCCUGCUCCACCGAACGCUGGGAUCUUUUCUCCCGGGGGUAAAAAGAAGGCAAAUGGGGCUGAGAAUGGCAAGGAUUUACAUAUGUUUGUUUGGAGUUCAAGUGCUUCACCAGUAUCAGAAGGUGGCUUACAUGUCUUUAGGGGAGGGGAUUAUGGCAAUGACCUUGGUGGGGUAGCUCACCAAAAGUUAUUGGGCACAAAAGUUUUGUUUUUUUCUUGGGACCUUGUGUUUAUUGGGAGAAGCUCUUCCCAUUUUGCCUUUGGCAUGGGCAUGGCCUUGAUGCUUUAUCGACAAGAUUAUGAUGAGUUUGGUCGAGAUGAGUUCAGCUUUGGAAACAGACCUGGACCUAAUGGGGUGGACCGAGACGGUCCAGUGCUUUCUAAGCUUGGUUCAAGCUCCACAGCGGAGCUACACCCCAAGGGCGCUGCUAAUGGUGAACCCAAGCCAACUGCCAUGCCUCCUACUAGUGUUUUGACAAGACUCAUUCUCAUUAUGGUGUGGAGAAAACUUAUCAGAAAUCCCAAUACUUAUUCCAGCCUCAUUGGCCUCACCUGGUCUCUUGUUUCAUUCAAGUGGAACGUAGAGAUGCCUCAAAUCAUUGCUCAUUCGAUAUCUAUUUUAUCUGAUGCUGGUCUCGGAAUGGCCAUGUUCAGUCUAGGUUUGUUCAUGGCAUUGCAGCCUAGGAUUAUUGCUUGUGGAAACUCAGUUGCUGCCUUUGCCAUGGGUGUUAGAUUCCUCACAGGUCCUGCAGUCAUGGCUGCUGCUUCAUUUGCUGUUGGACUACGAGGAGUUCUACUGCACAUUGCUAUAGUCCAGGCAGCUCUUCCACAAGGGAUUGUGCCCUUUGUCUUUGCAAAGGAAUAUAAUGUUCAUCCCGACAUACUAAGCACUGGUGUUAUAUUUGGGAUGCUAAUUGCUUUACCAAUCACACUGGUUUACUAUAUUUUGCUGGGACUUUGA
Molecule: messenger RNA, 1884 nt
Organism: Dovyalis caffra
Lineage: Eukaryota; Viridiplantae; Streptophyta; Magnoliopsida; Malpighiales; Salicaceae
Source: the annotation of a GenBank genome assembly